Molecule: messenger RNA, 1062 nt
Organism: Hylaeus volcanicus
Lineage: Eukaryota; Metazoa; Arthropoda; Insecta; Hymenoptera; Colletidae
Gene: eIF3k
Product: eukaryotic translation initiation factor 3 subunit K
Exons: 5
Coding region: 377-1027 (216 amino acids)
Biological process (GO): regulation of translational initiation
Cellular component (GO): cytoplasm; eukaryotic translation initiation factor 3 complex
Molecular function (GO): ribosome binding; translation initiation factor activity
Source: RefSeq, a predicted model, not a curated record
ACCGUUUUUAGAUAAAUACAAUAUUACGCAAGAAGACACAAACAUCUACUACACAGACGGUUCUAAGAUGGAAAACACAAAUGCCAAUGGCAUAGAAGCAAUAGUAAUCAAUGAAGUAUUAGAAAAAGAACUACAGUGAUUCUGGAAAAAAUACAUUAAUCAUAUUGUCAUAUGUCAUAUUGGCAUGGAUACCAGCCCACAAAGGAAUGUAGGUGGCGCUACGAUCUUUCGACCAAAGAUCCACAUGUUGCAGAACUCUAGUAAUUAGUGAUUGUUGCACAUUCUGAGAAAAAGAGCAUUGUGGCAAAUUAGACAAACAAUCUGUCUCUAUUUGAUUCUAAUUACAAAUCUGAGAAACAGAAAAUUCUUUAACAAAAUGGCUGAAGCAAUGCGUCAAACCGUGGCUGGAAUGUUGAAGGGCAUUGAAAGAUACAAUCCAGAUCAUUUAGCAACUCUCGAAAAAUAUGUUGAAAUUCAAUCAAGAGAAAAUGCAUAUGAUUUAGAAGCUAAUUUAGCAGUUUUGAAGCUGUAUCAAUUAAAUCCACAUAGAUUUAACGUCGAUAUUACGUGUCAAAUAUUGUUAAAAGCUCUGACAAAUCUACCACACACAGAUUUUGUUCUGUGCAAAUGUCUCCUCAGUGAAAGAAUUAUGCAGGAAAGCCCCAUUAACCAAAUUAUGUAUUUAGGAGAUAUUUUAGAACAAUGUGACUUUCAGCAUUUUUGGGAUAGAGUCUUGUCCAUGUCUGAUCUUUGCGACAGAAUUGUAGGAUUCCAGGAUUCGAUAAGAAAAUUUGUUUGUCAUGUAGUGGGAAUUACUUUUCAAACAAUAGAUAAAAGCCUGUUGGCACAACUUCUUGGUGGUGUUGAUGAUAACACCUUGAAACAUUGGGUAAAGAAGUAUGGAUGGAAAGAGGAAAGCAAAACGAUUGUCUUUAUCGCCAAUCAAGACGAAAAUAUAAAAACAAAAAAUAUUACAGAAAAAAUAGAUUUCGAAAAUGUAGCUGGUUUAAUGGCAGCUUGUCUUUAAGAGCUGCAAAUUAAAUAAACGUUUUUUGUACGCAA